UCAGCUCCCACAUGGAGCCAAAGUCUUCUGCUGAUUUCAGCGGAGUUCCUGCCUGGGGGUAUGGAGGAACGAUACCUGCACCCGUCAGCACUCAGCCGUGCCACGCCAGCACUAUCAGAAAAAAAAGCAACGUUCGCCUCAAUGACCAACUCAUACCAAAACCAACUGAUAUAAAUUUAUUCGAGAGAAUGACAAAGACUACUACGCUGAAAGAGCAUCCUUAUUCAUCGCACAUUUCUCGGUUUGCCAUGUUCCCCUCGUUCCUCUCCCCGGAUGACCCGGAGAGGGGAGUCAGAGCGGCUUCACAGAGAUUCACAAACCCUCUCAUUCCAAACAAACCUCCUGACGUCACUUUGCUCAGCAAAACUAUAGGAGGUCCAUACCGACAUGAAAUCUUGGAAAACCCAUUUAAAUCCAGGAAAAUGGACGUUUCAUGGAAAGGAGAAAAUGAAUUUUUGGAUCAUUCAAAACCGGUAAAAGGGGAGACAAAGAUUUUCUACCCAGCUCCUCCGAAAACAAUACUGCCCAACCCAAAACUCCGACGCUGGGAUCUGUCAUUAUCAGAGCGCACGAGCAACAUUCUGAGAAACCUGGAGAGGAAACUCUGGAUCACGUCUUACCAGAUGGACUUUACUGGAUCAGGGCCUGCAAACCCUUUAAAGACCGAUGAUUUUAAGGAGAAAAUAAGUUCUCUCACUGGGAUUAAUUCACACUCCGCACCUCUGAGAGAAUUGUCCUGUCCUGUGUUUGUUCCAUCAAAACCCAAAGGAGGACGUAGACGAAGACUGCAGACAAAACGGAGUGACAGCCCAAAUUUUGCUGGUCUCCAAAUGUCAAAUGUAAAUCAAAGCACUGCUCCAUCUUACGUAUACCAAAAACAGCCCCAGGAGCUUAUGGCUAAUUAUAACAAAGUGACAGAUAUGAGCCAAAUGGGUCACAGUCAAUCAGAGUCUGAAACUGGCUUAAUAGAUGUGCAGCAUACUGAUCCAUCCCUAGAGAUCUUACAGCAAAGGGCUGUUGAUCAUGGUAGAGAAAGGGAAAACCGCAAAAUUCGAUUCAACGAAAGUCUAAUUCAAGAAUCUGAAUCAAAAAGCAGCGAAGGUGCUACUGUUCACCUCUCAAAUACACAACAAUUUAACCUGAGCAGAGAGUCUUCUUUCCAACGAGAGGCAAAAGUAAAGACAGAGACAAACUCAAUGGAGGAGCUGCAAAAAGAAGAUCCACAAAUCAAAAAGCAGUCUCUCAGAGUUGGAAAUCCACUCAGGUCUGAAUUACACGAUGCAUUAUCAAGUAAAGAGGACGAUAAGACAAAUGGCAGUGAGCUGCUAAGCUCUCUUCCUAAUGUCUCUAUCCUGCCGCGGGGUUCUGUCUUUUUGGGUGUUCCUACAAACACCUUUGAGACUGCAGGUAGGACAGGCACAAACCUCACCCUUCUAGACCUCCAAAACUCAUUCAGUAAGUCGGAGGCACAUCAAAGAUUCAACAACUCCAUCACACAUGCUGCUGUGGACCUGAGGGACAAUGUAGUCACUGGGAAAAGACACAACUUUUAUGGGAUUAACUGCAACCAUAUUCAUGGUUGAAUAUGAACUUUGACUUUCCAGCUAAUAGCAAAUAAUGUUUUCAAAUGGACUUGAACUGCCAGCAACUCACCCAGUUACAACAUUUUUUGUGAGUCAAUUGCUUGAUGCAACCUCUGUUAUUAGUAGUUAUACAUGGUUGUUCUGAAUGUCUAUAGUAAAAGACAGACUUUCAUUACAACAUCUUCAAAUUAGAUGUGUGAAAAAAGCAGCUGCACUAAGUGCAACAUUAGUUGUCCUCUACAACUGCCUUUAAAUACCGUGAACAUUUUAUCACCUAGCAACAAGCUUUGCAAAACUACAGCCUUUUGUAUUUGAAAAAGUGUCUUGUCUGUGACGCAAUCAUUGUGAUACACAGAAAUAUUUUGAUCUAAUUUGUUUCUUAAUAAUAUAACCUUGACUUUAUGCCCUGCUGGAUGGCACACCUUUGCCUAAUGUCACUUUUUAAUGAUACUUUGAAAAAAAACCACUUUUUUUUUUUGCAGUUUUUUUUUGUGUAGUCACAGAUGGGUCUAUUUUUCUAUCACCACUGACAAGUUUCAGAUUAAGAUGCUCCCACUGUCGUGUUUCAGUGGAGGAAUGGAGUGCAUCCACAAUUUGCAUAACAAAAUCAUCCCCAUACCAUUAAGGUUCCACCUCCUUCACUCUGGCUAUUUUGCUGCUUCUUUGCUGCUGUUAAAAAAAUUCAUCUCCAUAACAUGAUGCUGUGAACUUUUUUGUUGUAAUUUGUCUGCAGUUCUGCUGUUUUUUCUGUAUUUGGGUGAUUGGAUGAACGCGCCCUGAGACAUAGCUCUAGCUUUGAAAUGUAGCUUUACGGCCUAAUCCUGCUUUUAAUUUCUUAACUGUUGAAUCUUUGAUGUCUGGUCUUUAUGAUGCUGUUUGGUCACUAAUAAAUCACUGAGGACUCUACAGAACAUCUGUACUUACACUGAGAUUCAACAACACACAGUUGAACCCUAUACAGGGUUCUAAGUAAAGAAAUAAAAACAAAUG
This is a messenger RNA of Xiphophorus couchianus (Monterrey platyfish), 2573 nucleotides long. RefSeq names its product sperm microtubule inner protein 4 (gene spmip4). Bases 12 to 1583 code for a protein of 523 amino acids. Gene Ontology annotation, cellular component: centrosome. The transcript is spliced from 8 exons. The record is from RefSeq and is a predicted model, not a curated record. NCBI's taxonomy places the organism in Eukaryota, Metazoa, Chordata, Actinopteri, Cyprinodontiformes, Poeciliidae.